CUUUACACUGGUACACAAUGCACCAACAGCGAACGAAAGAACCUUAUCUCAGAGUAUAAAAACGGAACACAGCUUUUUUUGUAAUUUUUCUUGUCAAUUUGUCAAUGUCAUUACAAAGUCAAAAGUCACCCAUAUCAGUAGGUUAGUAAAAAAAACAAUGGAAAAUAAAUUAAAAUGCAAAAUAGGGCCUUCAGUUUUGAACUCAGAUCUAUCUCAGUUAUAUCUAGAAUCCCAAAAAUUAUUAGAUAAUGGAGCGGAUUAUUUACAUCUAGAUGUUAUGGACGGCAACUUUGUUCCUAACCUAACUUUUGGUCACCCUGUUGUAAAAUGUCUUAGAAAAAAAAUACCGACUGCCUUUUUUGAAACCCACAUGAUGGUACAAAAUCCCGAACAGUGGAUUGAACCCAUGAAUAAUGCAGGCGUAAAUUUAUAUACAUUCCACAUAGAACCAGUUAUUAAUGAUGUAAUAAAGGUAUGUAGAAAAAUAAGGGAAUCUGGAAUGAGAGUCGGUUUGGCUUUAAAACCUGGUACAGGAAUUGAGGAUGUAAGAUGUUAUAUAGAUCAUGCUGAUGUUAUAUUGGUAAUGACGGUUGAACCUGGAUUCGGAGGACAAAAAUUUUUGUCAGAAAUGAUGCCAAAAGUACAGUGGUUAAGACACAAUUACCCCUUAUUGGAUAUCGAAGUUGAUGGGGGAGUAGGACUGAAUACUAUAACUGCAUGUGCUGAGGCUGGUGCUAAUAUGAUUGUAUCAGGUACAGCAAUAAUAGAUUCAAUUGACCAAGCAGCUGUAAUGGCAAGUCUUCGAGAGACUGUGGAAAGUUCUAUCCACAAAUGCAACGUUUAAGUCUGUGAAAAAUGUGAUUCAUGUUAAGUUUUAUCUCCCAUCUGCGUUAUUGAAAUGUAUUCCAUUUAAAAAAAUACUUGUUAAUAUUUCAAUUUUUCUUCUUUACAUAGGAUGAAGUGGGCCUUGCAUCAAUAUUUAGGGUAAAAACAAAGCUCUUUUUUGACCUUCUGAAGGUAUAACAAAAAAUUGAAAUACUGUAUUGUUUCUGAUUUGAUCAGACAUUUAUAUAAAAUAUAAAAAAUAUAUCCAGAUUUUCUAUUGGAAUUUUAUAUAUUAUAUUAUUAAAAUUUCCUUAACAAGUUUUAUUAGUAAAAUAACGGGGUGUUGUCAUAUUUGAUCAAUAUAGCUAAUAAUUAAUAAAACUUUUUAACAAUGUAAACAGCUCAAAAACAUUAUCUUCCAAAUUUUUUAUACAGUUUUGAUAAAAAAUACAUUUUUGAACAUUGUGUUCAGAUGCCCAUAAGGGGUUGGGGAGUACCUGUUUUUUAUAUUGAAAGUGUAACUUUUGUUUUUCUUAUUUCAUAAUUGCAUAACUCGUAGCUACUAAUAUUGAUUUUUGUGCACCAGAUUCAUAAAUUAACAUUUGUUAUUACAUUUUUGGAGAAUUCAGCUUUUUUUUAAUUUUUCUUUGGUUUGUUUUCACUUUGGGGGUGAGCAUGGGCGCCGCCACACGAGAGCAAGGGAGGGGGCGUCUGCACCCCAUCCCUCCGGAUUUAUGAUUUUUUUGCCAUGGCUUUCGACUAUAGCCCUGCAAUGUUUUGACCCUGCCAAUAAGACUUGUCCCCUCUGGAAUUUUUUUUAACGACGUCUUGGAUAGAACAAAAUUUUGUAGAGGGAAUUAGGGAUUUUUUUUCAUUUUCAUUAUUUCUAAAAAUGGCAAAAGCUGAGCAUUCUCAGCUUUUUCAAUUUUUCUUUGGUUUGUUUUCACUUUGGGAAUGAUGGUUUAAUUUUUAUAAUAUAGGUAGGAGAAUUAAAUAUUUCAUUUUAAUUUUUUCCAAAAAUUUCAUUUAGUUUUGGAUUUAAACCGGUUUUAUCACUUCCCUUUCUUUCAUAUUUUAUUGGCCGAAACAGUUCCUUCAUGCUCUAUAAACCACUAUAAUCAAAUAUUAUUUCGGAGAUAGUUUAGCAAUUUUUCCACAAAUUGUGGCAUGACCCUAUAUAUUAACAUAACCUCAUGUUUGGUUCUGAUCCUACUGAUAUAAAAAACUUUUUUCACAAGCAAAUAUUUAAAAUUGAUUGGGAAUAUAGACAGUGCAAAAAAUAGAGAACAAGCGUUCCCCAAACCCAAAUUUGGACAAAUUUUUUUGAAAAUAAAAAUAUUUCAAAAUGAUCAAAAAUAAAAUUGGUCGAUUACAAAAAGAAAAAACAUUCUUAAUUUAUACCCUCUAUAUUGAAAACUAAGUAUUAAGAGCUUAUUGUAUCUACCUUAUAAUACAUCAGUUUUUGAAGUUAUAAUUUGAAUAUUGUUAAAUUUUCUUUAUUUUGCCAAUUGAUAAUUCUAAAAUUUAUUUUAAAUUUGGUAAACAAUUCACUCUACAUCAAGCUAUGAAAUUUAAAUCUUUGACUUAAUAACUAAGGUCAAGUUUAGAAUGUGAUAAUUAUUUUAAAAUAAAUGUCCAAUGAAAUCCCGGUAGAAAAUUUAUUAGACAAUUAUUAUGUAAUAUAAAUAAAGGAUACUAUUAGCCCAACAGGCAAUUGAAAUAGAAUGAUAAUUGCACUACUCAUAAAUAUACAAACUCCCAAUUUACUGAACUUACUAGGAAUAAGAAGUCUAGCUGUUGAGGUCGGGUUGUGUAAUAUUGUUUUCAUAUCAUUUUUUUUAUCUCAAACAAAUUUUCGUGACGGAAACAAUCGUCUCUUCUGCAAUUUGUAUUUUUUAUAGUCAGGGGAAACUUAAUUUCAUCAUUUUUAUUACAUAUGAAAAUGAAAGUCUGAAUUUUAUAAAAUGUUAUUGUGUCAUUUAAUAUAUAAAUGUAAUACAUCGGCAGUUCAGUGAAAGCAAAAAAGAACCUAAUAAAUAAUAGAUGAACAAAUAGAGUAUCAUCAUAUCCCCCCUUGGCCUUAGACCAGCACUACUUUUAGUAGGUAGGGACUUUUAUAUCUUUAUUAUUCAACUCGUAUUAUUUAAGUUUCUUUAUGCUCUUGGCGAAGUUCUUACCUGCAUUGGAGAUUUGUCUAAUCUCUAAACAAAUUUAAUACAAAGAAGAGAAAGAAAAAUCCGUUAAUGAUCAGAAAACCAUGAAAUUUGUAAUUGAACACCCUAUUGCCAUUACGGAAUUAAGGGAUCCAUCCAUACAACCAAAAAUUCUCCUAAUUUCUUAGGGAAAAGUUGAUUAUUUUCAAAUUUUAAUAUAGUCUGUUAAAUCCAUCGAGAUAGAUACUAUGACGAUGCUAAAGGGUCCACAUCUUUGCAUUACAUUUUUACGUCAUAUGUCAAACUCAAGAUAUUGAUUGUUAAAUCUCUUGAAAUAUUUAACGCCGUGUUUUCUAUAGUCCAUAGGACUUUAUCUUGUCAUGGUAGGUGACUCUGUGUACUCAGUAAAAGAGUUCUUAUACUUUUUAUUAUAAGGACUGAAAUUAUCAUUUUAUUUCAGUUCGCUGAAAUUUCAUUUGCUUUUUUUUAGGGCUACAGUAUUGUUGUAGGACCCAUUUUGUUAAAAAUGCUUUUUAUCGUUAGUACCAGGGUAUGAGUAUUUGUAUAACAUUUUGUUAUUUGUUAAAUAGAAAAAUAUUUUUUUAUAUAAUUUAAUUUAGUUGGUUUAGUAAUGAGGUAUAUUG
This is a messenger RNA of Psylliodes chrysocephalus, 3622 nucleotides long. The record is from the annotation of a GenBank genome assembly. Lineage: Eukaryota; Metazoa; Arthropoda; Insecta; Coleoptera; Chrysomelidae.